Molecule: messenger RNA, 6842 nt
Organism: Oncorhynchus tshawytscha (Chinook salmon)
Lineage: Eukaryota; Metazoa; Chordata; Actinopteri; Salmoniformes; Salmonidae
Product: tyrosine-protein phosphatase non-receptor type 3
Exons: 47
Coding region: 1617-6242 (1541 amino acids)
Biological process (GO): protein dephosphorylation
Cellular component (GO): cytoskeleton; cytoplasm; cytoplasmic side of plasma membrane
Molecular function (GO): protein tyrosine phosphatase activity; cytoskeletal protein binding
Source: RefSeq, a predicted model, not a curated record
CUGAUGAAAGAAUAUGAUAUGCUGUAGGCUACAGCGGGGGUGGUUGAGGACCAGAACACGCAUCCAUCAAGGCGGGAGCGCGCAUUGUGAAGAGGCGGGGCAGCGGGAAUAUCUCUUUCCGGAUAUUUACCUCCACCUGCCCGCGCGACGCGCCCAGUUCCAAGGUUUUUAACAGCGGUAGUAUCAACGGACAUGACAAAGUUCCCAAAUCCAGGACUACUGAGGUAUUUUAACUGAUCUUCUCGAGCUAGAUUGUCUGUGUUCUCAUAACAAUCCUCCAGGAUCAACUUGAUAUCUGAAGUGAAGUAACGUUAAAGUUGCUGAAUGGCAUGUUGAGCGUAGCAGCAGAAGAACCUACAACAUUUACGUUUUUCGUUCAUAGAGCCUACUUAGUUUAAAGUUCACGUCGAGGCUGUAUGUUUCAAAUUACGUCCAAUAUACUAUAUGGUAGGUUAUCUUAUUCUCCGUGUUAAUCAUUGCGAUACACUAGUUUAAUCGAUAACCGAGAUGACGUUGCUCAUCUGAAAACAAGUUCGCCAAUGCAACCAGGAGCAAAUCUCAGGCCUAGUUGACACACUUUAAAUAGGCAAUGUUGUAUACCAAUACUGCCCACUCAACAGUCUAGACUUGGCAAAAAACUCUGUCCUAAAAUAGUUUAGGCAGCUCAGUUCUAACUGGUGUGAAUGUCAUUAUCAUCAUGGAAAAUCAGGCGUGAGAGAGUGCUCUACUCACUGUAAUGUAUUCAGAGUGAGUCCAAACAUUAACGUGUGUGUGUGAGAGAGAGGCCUACAAAAAGACCUGUCCCACUCCCCUCAGCCUACAUUAACAAGCACACACAGGGCUGUUAUUAAAAGCAUGGGUUAGUGGGUUGAUGCCCAGUAGAACUGGUGUGUAAAAAAAAAAAACUGCAGCUUGUGUGUGUGCAUGUAGAUCUGAGAUCAGUUCCUAGGCCUGUGGAUGGACCAGCUUGUCUCUGACAAUGUUUAACAUUCUUAUCAUUCAGCAGUCUGCACAGGGCGGAGGAGAGAACAGGGAAAAAAGGACAUGUUCAGACUCUGGACAGAUAAUAAUGUAUUAUCAACAUACACACUGCAUUACUCAUUGUAGCAUGAUACUAUUCCAGACACACAAAUUACUCACUGGGCCUGUGUGUGUGAAGUACAAAAGGGGCUGUUCACUGCAGAUGAUGUCAUCCUUAGGGAGGGGCUAAACUACAUGAGCAGAUAUCAUCACAGUUUCCAGAGUCUGGAGGUGUUUCAUUAAGAUGUGUGUGUGUUAUCUCUCCCCAGGUUGUGGAGAGAUGGACUGAGGGUUGUGUCAGUGUGUGUGAGUGAGUGAGUGAGUGAGUGAGUGAGUGAGUGAGUGAGUGACGCGUAAUUCAGAGUGCAAAGACACAGAGACGUGACAGUCCCGCGUUCCAUUGUGACAUAGCUACGCUGCUCUGAGACCACUGUCUGCAGGGGGAACACACAGCCAUAACGGGUACCUCCCCAACAUUCCCAACCAACAUGGCUCCACAUACUCGUCCCUCUCUUGAUUUGAAUGUGUUGACAGUUGGGGAAAUAGCUUGAGCCGCAUUGAGAAUUAGAAAAGUUGAGUAACCCGCGGUAACAGACAUGCCCAAACCUGAUCUACUGUGUUUGGUUCAACUACUGGACAACACUAUCCAGACCUUUACAGUCAACAAGCAGGAUGCAGGUGAGGUUUUGCUGGAGCAGGUGUGUAACCAGCUGGGUCUGCAGGAGAGACACUUCUUCAGUCUGCAGCUACGAGACUCCAACACCACCAUCGUCACUCAAACACACUCUCCUAGGUGGCUGGAGGCCAACAAACCACUGAAGAAGCAGCUGAAAGGAGUUGUCUCUCCAUUCUACCUGACCCUCCGAGUCCGAUUCUUCAUCUCAGACCCCAACUCUCUACAGCAUGACCAGACCAGACAUAUGUACUUCCUCCAGAUCAGGAGUGACAUCAGAGAGGGCAGGUUGAAGUGUCCUCUGAGUGCAGCUGUAGUACUGGCCUCCUAUGCUGUGCAGUCUGAGCUAGGUGACUACUCCCCAGACCUUCUCCCUGGUUACCUGUCCAAGAGCCACUUCCUCCCAGAGCAGGAUGAUGACUUCCUGUCUAGAGUAGAGGCUCUGUACCCAGGGCACAGGGGGCUGAAGCAGAGUGAGGCAGAGCUGUGUUUUCUCAACACAGCAAGAACUCUGGAGAUGUAUGGAGUGGAGCUACACACUGCCAUGGACUCCGACAGUUCCCCCCUAUUGGUGGGAUUGGCCUCAGGGGGCGUGGCUAUCUUCUGUAACAUGAUUUGCUCCAGUUUCUUCCCCUGGGUGAACAUCAUCAAGAUAUCCUUCAAGAGGAAACGCUUCCUUAUGCAGCUCAGACGCAAACAUGGGGAGACGCAGGACUGUGUAGUGAGCCUGGUCCUGCCAUGCCCCAGGGCCUGUAAGAACCUGUGGAGGUCAUGUGUGGACCAUCACUGCUUCUUCUACACCAACCUGGCAACCCGUAGCCCACACCACACCAACCUGGCAACCCAGAUACACAACAAGCUGCUCCCACAACACUGGGCCUUGGGCAGCACUAAAACAGACAGUGGUCCAGUGUGUAAGAAAGUGAUGGGUGGGAUGGAGUGGAACCCAGCUCUGAGGGGAUCCACCUCGUCAGAACACCUGGAGACCAAGAGCCUACCGUCCCGAUCCCCUCCGCUCACACCCAACUGGCGGAGUCCUCGUGUACGUCAUGGCGCCCGUAAACCCCGCCCCUCCUCAGUGGAGCUGAACAAUGACCUGCGAGAUGUGUCGGAGGGGGAGGAUGUCUUUUACACCUACAGGGUCUCCCUCAGCAGCAGCAGGGGCAGCCAGGAGGGCACGCCUACACACAGUGUUUCUGGCACUCACAGCCAAGGAGGUGGAUGGUCGCAGGUUGAUGACAUCAGCACAGGAGAGGAAGACAUUAAGGCCACCUCUCACUACCGGGACAAGCGUGCUCUUGGUGAUGGCGACCUGCUAUUGGUGCGUCUCGCUCCUGAUGACGAUGGAAAGUUUGGUUUCAAUGUCAAAGGUGGCGUGGACCAGAAGAUGUCCCUGGCCAUAUCCCAGGUCAACCCUGACUCCCCUGCGGGGCGGGUUGAGCCAAGGUUGUUGGAAGGUGACCAGGUCGUGCUGAUCAACGGUCGCGACAUCUCUGAACACACGCAUGACCAGGUGGUCAUGUUUAUAAGAGCCAGCAGAGAGUCCCACUCCAGAGAACUGGCUCUGCUUAUACGACGCAAAGGUCCAGGGCGUGUGGCCCCCCUGCUGCAGUUUCCCUCUGCCCUGUCUCUGACUGGCCAAUCACACGGUGAUCCACUGCUUCUGCCUGGCCAAUCAGAACAAGGCCAGACACUUGAAGAGUCCAUGAAACAACUGGAGAGGGGAAUCCAGACAGGCACUCUCACCUUCCACUUCGAGAACCUGUACAUGAGGAAGCCUGGCCUGUCGGUAGCCUGCGCUCGUCUCCCUGAGAACACAGACAAGAACAGAUACAAGGACGUGCUGCCCUAUGACAUCUCCAGAGUGGUACUUCAGGACCAAGAGGACUACAUCAAUGCAAGCCACAUCACGGUGAUGCCCCCAGGGUCUGGUGUGUGUCUGCGCUACAUUGCAGCUCAAGGACCGCUGCCUCAGACCUGCACUCACUUCUGGCAGAGUGUGUGGGAGCAACACACACACACCAUCAUCAUGCUCACCACACUCACCGAGAGAGGACGGACUAAGUGCCACCAGUACUGGCCACACCCUCCUGAAGUGAGGGAUUAUGGGUACCUGAGGGUCAGCUGCCACUCUGAGGAAUGCAACCUGGCCUACGUCACACGCCAAUUCACCCUCACACACACACAGCUGAGAGAGGAGCGUUCGGUGACCCACCUGCAGUAUGUAGCAUGGCCAGAUCAUGGUGUACCUGACGACCCCUCAGACUUCCUGCUGUUUAUCACCUCUGUUAGAGAGAGGAGGACAGGAGACACACCACUUAUGGUGCACUGCAGCGCAGGGAUUGGGCGUACAGGUGUUCUCAUUACCAUGGAGACGGCGUUGUCGCUGUUGGAGAGCGGUCGACCUGUGGUCCCUCUGGACAUCAUCAGGACGCUCCGAGACCAGAGGGCCAUGAUGAUCCAGACCACGAAAAGGUCAAAGGGCCAGGAGCUGUUUGACCAGAUCAGGUAUCAUCUGGACCUGGUGGAGGCUGACUACUUUGGACUGCAGUUCAUGGACCCAGAACAAGUCUCACACUGGCUGGAUGUGUCCAAGCCAAUAAAGAAACAGAUCAGAGAUGGUCCUCCAUACAGACUGUUUUUCAGGGUGAAGUUCUACUCCUCAGAGCCCAAUAACCUACAUGAGGAGUUCACCAGGUACCUGUUUGUGCUGCAGCUUCGACAAGACAUUCUGUCCGGCAAGUUGAAGUGUCCAUAUGAUGUCUCAGUAGACCUGGGGGCCUACUGCUUACAGAGUGAACUGGGGGACUGUGACCCUCUAGAGCAUUCUCCUGAGCUGGUGUCAGAGUUUCGCUUCACACCCAAACAGAGUGAGACCAUGGAGGCAGACAUCUUUAACAAGUGGGUGGACCUAAGGGGUACGGAUCCAUCCCAGGCAGAGACCAGCUUCCUCAACAAGUGUAAAUGGCUGGAGCUGUACGGAGUGGACAUGCACUUUGUCAAGGGAAGGGACGGAGCAGAGUACGCUCUGGGUCUGACUCCCACUGGCAUCCUGGUGUUUGAGGGCUCCACCAAGAUAGGCCUCUUCUUCUGGCCCAAGAUCACCCGCCUGGAUUUCAAAAAAAGUCGACUCACCCUAGUGGUGACGGAGGACGAUGAUCAGGGGCGGGAGCAGGAGCACACCUUUGUGUUCCAGUUGGACAGUUCGAAGACGUGUAAACACUUGUGGAAAUGUGCUGUGGAGAGCCACGCCUUCUUCCGGCUGCGCCAGCCCACAGCUGGGAAGGCCUCCAGCAGUGACUUCACACGCCUUGGAUCACGUUUCAGGUUCAGUGGAAAGACUGAGUACCAGGCGACCCACGGAGGGAGGCUGAGGAGGGCCAGUACGUUUGAGAGGCGACCCAGCAAGAGAUACCCCUCUCGCACUCACUCUUUGGGUGGCAAGGCCCUCUCUCCAGCCAAACCACCACAUAUCAGCGCCCACACCAGCCCCGAACCUAGUCUACACCCAUCUUUUUCUCCAUCUAUCUCUGUUCAGUACCAGCGUAACAUCCCUAUAGCCCAUGAGCCUUGGCACCCAGCCCUCACACCCCCCAUCUACCUACAACACUCAGGACACACAUCCCCGCACAGUUUCCCUCGGCGUGGUCCUGUCCUGGGAGGGGAGCAGCAGUUCAGUGUUGAGGAGAACGAGACGCCGUACUCUGGAAGCAUACACCAUCGCCACCGCAGACACACACACUACGACAGCCAGGAGACUUACUGUCACACACACAAGAACAAACACAGAGCCCCUCCCUGUCCUGUAGAUGAGUUGGAGGUCUGUCUGCUCAACCCCCUGGAGACAGACAGCAACACCUCUCCCUGGCCUUCACUACAUGUCAACAUGGACAACAAGGCAGAGGAGAAGCAGUUGUCUGAGAAGUCUCUCCAGCCCUCCUCUCCCUGCAGCCCUCCAGACCAUCUAAAGUGUAACAUCUACAAAGCUCAGAUGGAGGCUGUCUAUAGAGAUGCUCCGCUGACGCCUAGAGGGAAGACCUGUAGUCUGGAGAUCAACGACAGGUAUCAGAGCUCCUGUCAGGACUCUCGAGACUCUGCCACUUCCAGUCUGACCACAGAGAAAACCUCCCUCCGCCCCGACCACAACUCAACCACAGACAGACACGCCAAGUCUAACCCUAACACCAACCGCAGGAAAAGACUGGUCAGGCAGUUCAGCUUUAACCAUGAGGACGAGGAUAAUCUCCCAGAGGCACUUGCAGCGAUCUCUUCCCGGAGCACUGGGAAGUGUGGAUCUAACAACUCACUGGACAACCAGACACAACCCUCCAUAUACCCUCAGGAAACAAACACACAGAUGGACAUGCCGAUACUGGAGCUGAGGAGUCCAUGCCGUGAGCGUUCUCACUCUCCCCACCUCUCCCCUUCCUUCUACCACACCUCCAUCCCUCCCCUGGUACCCUGCCUUGCCUCUCACACCAACAGCGAGGAGGAGAUGAGGUUGGGCAGAGAGAAGAUUCUCAGGGCUCUCCUGAUGACGGAGCUCUGAGUCCGUGACCCCUGUGACAUCAUGAAUGCCUCAUGGACCUGGUGUGAGACGACCUUCAGGAGUCCCACGUCCACUGGCUGCACUCAGCAGUCAGCAUUUACUGUACAUAAUACAGUCAACCUUUCUAGAUUUGCAUACAAAAUCAUUUGCUUAACUGUUAUUUUAAAAGGAACAUGUUUUAUGUAUACCUACACUACACACCCUGUAAUAACAUGCUCCAACACUACACACGCUGCAAUAACAUUGACCCACACUACACACCCUGCAAUAACAUGCUCCCACACCACACGCCCUGUAAUAACAUGCUCCCACACUACACGCCCUGUAAUAACAUGCUCCCACACUACACGCCCUGUAAUAACAUGUUCCCACACUACACACCCUGUAAUAACAUGCUCCCACACUACACGCCCUGUAAUAACGUGCUCCCGCACUACACGCCCUGUAAUAACAUGCUCCCACACUAUACACCCUGCAAUAACAUGCUCCCACACUAUACACCCUGCAAUAACAUGCUCCCACACUACACGCCCUGUAAUAACAUGCUCCUACACUACACACCCUGUAAUAACAUACUCCCACACUACACACCCUAGAUAA